Messenger RNA from Coniophora puteana RWD-64-598 SS2, 885 nucleotides. RefSeq lists its product as uncharacterized. The record is from RefSeq and is a predicted model, not a curated record. The transcript has 3 exons. The coding region runs from base 1 to 885 and encodes 294 amino acids. NCBI's taxonomy places the organism in Eukaryota, Fungi, Basidiomycota, Agaricomycetes, Boletales, Coniophoraceae.
AUGCCCUCCCAGCACAGCCAGCACCGGAAGUCGAAGGCAAAGAAGUCAAAAUCCUCCAAAACGAAGAAUGCUCACCAACGCUAUGGAUGCCCAGUCGACGGCUGCGAACGUGUCUGCCGCAACGCGUCAGGACUUACGCAGCACUUCCACAGUCAGCAUGCUGGCGACAUUCAAGACUACUACCACCACCAGCCCGCCCCUCCGAGCCCUGCUCUUCCCUACUCACCUCCAAGCCGCUCACCUUCCCCAGUCGACUUCUCCCUUGAGAUGCUUCGCUCGCCUUCCCCUCCCUUGGCCUCCCCAUCACCUCAAGACACCACCUCUCGCAACAGUCCGGAUAUUGGCGAAGACCCUACGGUUGGAGAUGCAGUCAAUGUCGGGAAGCUCACGCGAUAUUUCCAUAAAUAUCUUACUGGCCGAAAAUGCGAUCCCGACAGCAACUUCCUCCCUCCCGGCUCUCCACCCAAUUCUCUAACCCCCAACAAUGUUGACGACUGGCACCCGUUCGACUCGCGGCUGGCUUUUGAGACAGCCAACUUUAUGUUCCGGCAGGUCCAGAUGUCGGCCACUUACAUCGACAUCCUCUGCCAACUCUGGGCCCUAUCCCUCAUAAAACACGGUGACGACCCACCAUUUCGGGACCACACACACGUCUACGACACCAUUGAUGCCUCAAAGCUGGGAGAAAUCCCAUGGUGUUGUUAUAUCGUACGUUUGCAUAGUUUAGAGUACGCCGAGGUAGUAUUCCUUCCGAUAGCUUAUGUAAGCGGGCGUCUCGUCAACGCGCGUCGCCGCCGUAGUCUUUUCCCUCAGUCUUCGUGUUCGACACUCGGGACUGAGGUUAGCUACAACAAUAUAGUCUUCGUGUUCGACACUCGGGACUGA